UGCCCAGCGUACUGAGGAUAGCACCCGCCAAACUUCGAAGUAAACGACACCGAUCGUAACACGAUGGCACAUCAAUCGAGAUUUCAAUUACUCUACAUAUGUCUAGUCGUGGGACAACUGUUGGCCAUAGCGUACGGGGCCGAAAUCAUGACGGCAGGCGUCGCAGGCGGAGGAUCCAGUGGUAAGCAGACGCGCCGGGAAGCGGUCUCCACCACUAGUCAGCCAUCAACGUCAACUUCAGCGUACCAAAGCCCAUCGUCGGGAACCCAACAGCAGUUGUUUAGCAUAAGAAAUAGCAGUAGUACUACUAACACCAAUGCCAAGCCCACGAGCGGAGGAACCGUCGUAGGGAGCACCAAUAACCAAAGGCAAGACGACACGUCGCGUGAUGCAAAAGAUGCGUUCAGCGCUUGGUCGACGGCAAAGUUCGUCAACAAACCGAACUACGACCGAAAGGCACUGGACAAGCGAUUCGGCGGAACCCUGACGAUGCCCGAUCUCAGCGAUUGGCAGUGUCCGAGCGUGGCGAGCAGUGAUAGCCUCGAGUGUAGCUGCGAUCUACCGCACACCCUGCGCUGUAGUGGCGAUCUGCACGGUCUUGAGGUAAUAGCGGACAGUUUGCGACGAUCGCCUUACUCAGUUUCGCUGCUCGAUUGCACGCUGAAGAACGUCACCACCAUCAGCGAUGCGAACAUCUUCCAGAACGUCUCACUCCAGGGGCUCGUCAUAUCGUCCGGCGAGAUCAAGCGCGUGCAUCGGCUUGCGUUCGCUGGCAUUCGAAUGCCACUGCAAGCGCUCGGAUUGCCGAACAACGCGCUGGCAAGUGUUCCGAUGCAGUCACUCGGGUCGGUGUCCCAGCUCGACCGGUUGGAUCUGUCCUUUAACAAGAUAAAAUCGUUACAAAACACCGACUUCAUCGCUGUGCCUAAGCUGUCCUACUUGGAGCUGAGCGGGAAUCAAAUUUCACUCAUAAGUGCCAAGAGUUUGGCCCCGCUUAAGAGUCUGCUGCACCUGAAGCUGAACGGAAAUCGGUUGGGUGAAUCACCGGCAAGUUUACGCGCACUCGAAGCAUGUGUGGCGCUUAAGGAACUCGAUCUACACGCGAACGGCAUCAAGGGACCGCUGCGCAAUACCACACUACCGGCCAUUCGCGGGCUGGAGAUCCUCUAUUUGAACAAAAACUCCAUCUCGAGCGUUCACAAUGGGGCACUGGAGGCUUAUCCCUACCUGCAAAUGCUAUCGUUGCGCAACAACCAGAUCGAUGUGCUGCAGGAUCAUGCAUUUUCUGGUCUCGCUUCACUGCAGGUGCUCGACCUGGGACACAACGGGAUUGUCACCAUAUCCGGCGCGUCGUUGAAGCACCUCCCCCGGUUGAUCAUACUCGAUCUAACGCACAAUUUCCUUCGCGUCCUAACGGCGGACGUCGUUGCACCGCUGCCCGCUCUCAAGGAGCUCCGCUUGGACGGGAACGAUAUUUCACUGAUCGCCGAGAGUGCGCUGGUCAACGCGACCCAACUGCACAGCCUGUCGCUCGAGAACAACCCGCUGGUGUGCGAUUGUACGAUGAAACCGUUCCUGCAGUGGCUGGCCGGGUCGCGAAUCGCAUCCCAGGACAUUCUUGGUGCGAUCUGUGCAACGCCGCCACACCUGGAAGGGGCCGGUCUGCUUCAGUUAGCCCCGGAUACACUGAGCUGUGACAAUGGCAAAGUACGGGGAGACGCAAGUAGCGAUGAGGAUACAUUUAAAACGAUCGAAGUGAUGCUGAAGUUGAAGAACAACGCCUCGUACGUGCGGGACAUCGGGCAGGAGGUGAAACUGCGGGGCGUUAAUUUUACCGACGAAAGCGAUGUGUUCCUUUACUGGCUGCUCGGGACGGACGAUUACUCGUGUCGCUUCGUGUACGUGUUUCACGAUGAUGAUCCGGAAACUAUUCUGUUCAACUCGGAGGUUUCGUGUGUGGUCAAACCGGAAGAGCAAACAACAAUGGAGUAUAUUUACAGCACCAAGCUCAACGGGGCUUACGAUUUGCAAAGCGAUGCUAGCUACAAAUUCUGUUUGAUCCUGAAAGAAGACAUAUCUAAGGAUGAAUACUUGGGAGCCUGUGAGGUAGCGACACUACCGCCACCCCAUCUGAAUCCAACCAAGCGUAAGUCUAUUAAGAAAGAACUUCAGAUCAGCACACGCCAGACGAACGAAUCGGACAUUUCCGAUCUGGGUCGCAUGGCGAACUCUUUCCGCCACGACGAUCAGAAUCGAGAUGAGCUGCUGAAAGACAACGGAAAUGAUGAUGAAGAGGACCAGGAUGGGGACGGCAGCGAUGGCGACGAAGAGGAGGAUGCCGACGACAGUGAUGGGGACAUAGGAGAGUACGAUGGCACCGACGAGAUGCCGGCCAACCACGUCCGAGAGGAUUCAGACUUUCGGCGUUUCCGGUUGGCCGAGGCGGAAGCAGCUCGCCUCCCGUCGGUGCACGGAGGACGCGUGCUGCUCGAGGGCUUGGGUACGAUCAUUAUUAUCACCAGUUUGGUGGCGUUCGUGUGGGGGUACCUUCGGUAUAGAGGGAAAAAUCGAGGGUUGCCCUCGAUGAGCACGUGCUACACGGUCGACGACCGGAGGCGAACGGCUCACCAGGAUGUGGAAAGCCGUAGCCGAUACUUUAAACUGCAAGCCACCACAAGCCUCUAGGGAAAGGAUCGUAUCACAAGUUAGUAGAAUUCAAUGUGAUUUCGUUGUUGAUUUUGUUUGGAUUUCAUGAAGUGUUUUAAGUUAUUUCUAUAUAUGUAACGCAGCGACUUGGUAUUGGAAAAGAAUUGAAUGUACAUCGUUGUAAAUAAUUGGGAAGCUUAACCUGUGUGGGACAAAAAUUGUUAUUUAUACUAGAAAUAGAAGGUGUCUUGACCACGAAGAAAUACUUAAGAAGGCUAUGUUACAAAAAAAGAAGGUACGUUAGUGAGGGUAGCCGUUGUAGAUCUUUUGUAUUGUACUUUUCACUACUCUACUAAUCCAAUUGUGCCAUGCGAGGGUUCUGUAUGGAAGUAUAAUACGUGUGAAUUUAUGUUUUACGGCAGCUUAUAUCAGUAUGUCUUGUUUGGAUAAAAGUACUAAUUUUAAAAAUUUUAUUCGACAAGAUCGUCAAAAGGAGAGGUAUUAU
Anopheles coustani is the source of this 3151-nucleotide messenger RNA. RefSeq lists its product as uncharacterized. Gene Ontology annotation, molecular function: protein binding. The transcript is spliced from 4 exons. Lineage: Eukaryota; Metazoa; Arthropoda; Insecta; Diptera; Culicidae. Bases 64 to 2685 code for a protein of 873 amino acids. The record is from RefSeq and is a predicted model, not a curated record.